Mandrillus leucophaeus (drill) is the source of this 2458-nucleotide messenger RNA. RefSeq names its product CD74 molecule, major histocompatibility complex, class II invariant chain (gene CD74). Gene Ontology annotation, biological process: protein trimerization; positive regulation of kinase activity; positive regulation of macrophage cytokine production. Gene Ontology annotation, cellular component: cell surface; membrane; cytoplasm. The record is from RefSeq and is a predicted model, not a curated record. Bases 188 to 1453 code for a protein of 421 amino acids. The transcript is spliced from 7 exons. Gene Ontology annotation, molecular function: cytokine receptor activity; macrophage migration inhibitory factor binding; MHC class II protein binding. NCBI's taxonomy places the organism in Eukaryota, Metazoa, Chordata, Mammalia, Primates, Cercopithecidae.
CUGCCUGGGGAGCCCCCCCGCCCCACAUCCUGCCCCUCCAAAGGCAGCUUCACCAAAGUGGGGUAUUUCCAGCCCUUGUAGCUUUCACUUCCACAUCUACCAAGUGGGCGGAGUGGCCUCCUGUGGACGAAUCAGAUUCCUCUCCAGCACCAACUUUAAGAGGUGAGCCAGGGGUUCAGGGUCCCAGAUGUACAGAAGCAGCAGGAGGAGCUGUCAGGAAGAUCAGAAGCCAGUCAUGGAUGACCAGCGCGACCUGAUCUCCAACAAUGAGCAACUGCCCAUGCUGGGCCGGCGCCCUGGAACACCGGAGAGCAAGUGCAGCCGCGGAGCCCUGUACACAGGCUUUUCCAUCCUGGUGACUCUGCUUCUGGCUGGCCAGGCCACCACUGCCUACUUCCUGUACCAGCAGCAGGGUCGGCUGGACAAACUGACAGUCACCACCCAGAACCUGCAGCUGGAGAACCUGCGCAUGAAGCUUCCCAAGCCUCCCAAGCCUGUGAGCAAGAUGCGCAUGGCAACCCCGCUGCUGAUGCAGGCGCUACCCAUGGGAGCCCAGGGGCCCAUGCAGAAUGCCACCAAGUAUGGCAACAUGACGGAGGACCAUGUGAUGCACCUGCUCCAGAAUGCUGACCCCCUGAAGGUGUACCCGCCGCUGAAGGGGAACUUCCCGGAGAACCUGAGACACCUUAAGAGCACCAUGGAGACGUUGGACUGGAAGGUCUUUGAGAGCUGGAUGCACCAUUGGCUCUUGUUUGAAAUGAGCAAGCACUCCUUGGAGCAAAAGCCCACUGAGGCUCCACCAAAAGUACUGACCAAGUGCCAGGAAGAGGUCAGCCACAUCCCUGCUGUCCACCCGGGUUCAUUCAGGCCCAAGUGCGACGAGAACGGCAACUAUCUGCCGCUCCAGUGCUAUGGGAGCACCGGCUAUUGCUGGUGUGUCUUCCCCAACGGCACGGAGGUCCCCAACACCAGAAGUCGCGGGCACCAGAACUGCAGUGGUAAGCAGUCGCACUGUGCCAGUGUCAGAGGACCAGGAAGGACUAGGAAGGUUGAGGGGCAAGAGGUCCCCUCUGAAGCUCAUGGGACCAGGACACCCGGGAUGGCAGUUCCUGGGGGCAGUGACGUAGUCAUGCAUCCAGCCCCUUAUCCAUCCACCCAUCUGUGUGUUCCUAUUUGUCCAUUUGUCAUCUCUCCUCUUACAUCCACUCAUCUAUUUGUUCACUUAUCCGUCAGUCCUUUCAUCUGUGAAUUUCAUCCAUCCACGCACCAUCCUCUAGCAAGGAGGAGUCCUACAGGCCCACCCAUCUCAUUUCAUCACCCUCUUCUCACUCAAGCCCCCAUUAUACCUCUUCGUUGCUGCUUGCAGCUGUCCUUCCCUGGACACCUGCUUUCCCAGGCACUAAGCCUGCGGCUAGGUGGGAAGCACUGCCCUCAGGUAUCUUGGGUCAGGUAGGCUGCACUUCAAGUGACAAAUGGACUUGCUGCUCCUUUGCAGAGUCACUGGAACUGGAGGACCCGUCUUCUGGGCUGGGUGUGACCAAGCAGGAUCUGGGCCCAGGUAAAGGCCUUACAGAGGGGCAUCUGGUCACCAACAGCUCAUCCCCGGCGGGGUCAGCUCCUUUGUGGGCAGGUGAAGGAGUGUGAUGCUGGGCCACUCUCCAACAUCCCUGGAAUGUCCAUUUCACAGAUGGAGGAACAGGGUUGGGGGGCUGUGGGGAGUUAUACAAAUCCAUGAUGGUCAUUACUUGGACCCAAGCAGGGGGCAGGGGAGGGUGGGCAGUCCUUAACGGCUCUGCAGGUCCAGGAUGUUAGGAAGGGACAGGGACAACAAAUGCGUGACCCCAACCUCAACCUGCUGCUUCUUUCUCCAGUCCCCAUGUGAGAGCAGCAGAGGCGGUCUUCCACAUCCUGCCGGCCCCGCACAGCUACAGCUUUCUUGCUCCCUUCGGCCCCCAGCCCCUCCCCCAUCUCCCACCCUGUACCUCAUCCCAUGAGACCCUGGUGCCUGGUUCUUCGUCACCCUUGGAAACGAAAAACCAAGUCGGAACAGCAGAUAACAACACAGCAAGGCCCCGCUGCCCAACUCCAUCUGUCAACAGGGGCGUGAGGUCCCAGGAGGUGGCCAAAAGCUAGACGGAACCCCAUUCCUGACAUCACAGCAGCCUCCAACACAAGGCUCUGAGAUCUGGGCUCAUGGACAAGGUGGGAAGGCACAGGAAGAAGGGAUAACCCUACCCCCAGGCUGACUGUCCCUUCCCCUCUGGCCUUUGGCCUCGGCUUUUCUAGCCUAUUUACCCGCAGGCUGAGCCACUCUCUUCCCUUUCCCCAGCAUCACUCCCCAAGGAAGAGCCAAGAUUUUCCACCCAUAAUCCUUUUUGCUGACCCCUAGUUCCCUCUGCUCAGCCAAGCUUGUAUCAGCUCUCAGGGUCAUGGUUAGAAUAAAAGGUAGUAAGUAGAA